GAUUUGGCAUAAUUUAUCAUAAUUGUUUUCUCGAGGUGUAUCAAUUACUCCGAAAGCCCCAAUCCCCAGAUCAUUCAUAACACUGUAAUUAUGAGUGAAUCGCGACAUUGUACUCGAGAAAAAUCGGAUAGAAUCGACGAGGGUAAAUAAACAAAGAUGUUGACUAGGCAGCCGCCACCUGCUGAGACAGUGUCUCUUGCUGUCGACGCUAUAUCUCUGGGAUUUGUCAUUUCUGAGGAUGGGAGAACACUUUUAGCGGUGACAGGUUCCGAAGAGGGUACCUUGGAGCUAUUGACAACCCCAGUCUCCCUUAUGCACCAGAAUGGGACUGUUCUCUCACCAUCGACAUUGAAGGUCAAUAAUGGGAAUGCAGGAAACUCCCAAUUGUUUCAAAUUAACCUUGAGGGUCUCGUUGGUGGGUCUGGUAUUCAACACGCAGCAUUACUACCACAGAACUGUGAGAAUGCACUUGUGCGGGGAAGUGAGAGAACCUAUGUGAGGGAGCAUGAUAGCCAAAUUAUUGACAUCAUUCCCAGUGAAUCUAGUGAUUUAGGUAAGAGUGUUGCUGAUCUACCUGAGAGACGCAGGAAGGGGCCUGGGAGACCCAAGAAAAAUUCUGAUGCCUCGGCUGUUGCAAAUGAGCUUAAGUGUGAAAUUUGUGGUGAAGAAUUCAAGAGGCAAAUGCUGUACAAAAAACACAUGGAGCAUCACGCUGAGGAGAAACCCCACCGUUGCCCCAAGUGCCCUGCCUCGUUCAACAUACCGUCGAAUUUUACGCUUCACAUGGCGAUGCAUAACACAGGGGAGCCAAAGUGUCCAGAGUGCGGAAGGAAAUUCGCCAGAAUGGCUAGUCUCAAGGCACAUAUUCUCGUCCACGAGAAGGAGGAGAAUUUGUUCUGCACUGAGUGUGAAGAUGCUUUUUCUACAAAGGCACAACUCGAUGCCCACUUGAAGCUUCACAAUGAGAAAUGGUCAUCGGAGGACGUCAGAAAGUGCAAACUCUGCAACAAACAAUUCACUCAACCCGCUCUUUAUCGUCUCCAUAUCCGAGAGCACUACAGGCUGCAGACCAAGAUUAUGAAGCAGACUAAGCGUGGAACUACUCAGAAGACUAUCUACAAGUGUAAAAUAUGUAUGAAGGUGUUUCAAAAACCGUCACAGCUGAUGAGACACAUUCGAGUUCACACUGGGGAAAAACCGUACAAAUGUACCAUCUGUACUCGAGCAUUCUCGCAGAAGAGCUCCCUGCAGAUCCACAUGUGGCGUCACGUGGGUGUGCGUCCAUACCCCUGUCCCCACUGCAGUGCAAAAUUCUCCCAAAAGGGAAACCUAAACGCGCACAUCCUUCGGGUGCACAGCGCCCCCGAAGGUGAGCCCACGUACGCGUGCUCCCAAUGCAGCUGUGUCUUCAAAAAACUGGGCUCCCUGAACGGACACAUGAAGAGGACGCACGCAGUUCCCGCGGAGGAUCCCCCGACCUGCGACAGCUCCACCGAGACGCCCACAUCCAGUAUUAAAUCCCCAGACUCGACGCUGGACCAGUUAUCGAAGAACGACAUUCUCCAGCAGGCGUUAACGAACAGUGGCCUGACCUCCAAGGAGAAGUCCUCCGACACCCCGAAAAGACCGGAAUCCCAGACGUCCUACGUCACCCUGGUGGACCGCACCCCAGACGGCUCCUUCAGGAAAUACGUCACGAUAAAACAAAGGAGAAUAGGCUCCAUCAGGUGGUACUCCUGCUCGUUCUGCCACAAAGAAUUUAAAAAGCCCUCGGACCUGAUUCGUCACCUCAGGGUGCACACCCAGGAGAAGCCCUUCAAGUGCUCCCACUGUCACAGAUCGUUCGCCCUCAAGUCCACGAUGAAGACCCACGAGCGAACGCACUUUGGCACGAAGAAGUACUCGUGCGGCAUCUGCGGAAAAAUGUUCUCCUGCCACAGUAGCUUGACAGCCCACACUAGGACCCACACGAAACCCCACAAAUGCGAUGUCUGUGACAUGACAUUCAGCACGAGUACGGCUUUGAAGAGCCACUUGAAGGGCCACUCGAAGCAGAAGAACAAGUUGUGCCCAGAGGCUGAGAGGCUCGUACCUCAGAUUGUCCUGGAGGAGCCACUGGUCAUCUCCGAUGCGGGCAAUAAGAUCAGUGUGGCACAGGUGCAGAGCAAGCAGAGGCAUGUUUAUGAUGGGGAGGAGGAGGGCAACAGGCCCCACAAGUGCUGGGUCUGUUCUGCUGCCUUCAGGAAGAUCAGCCAUCUCAAGCAGCACUACAGGAGGCACACGGGGGAGAGACCGUACAAAUGUUCCAAAUGCGAAAGGAGGUUCACUUCUAACAGUGUAUUGAAAGCUCAUCUUCACACCCACGAGGCCGCAAAGCCCUUCAGUUGUAACGUCUGUGACGCUUCGUUCUCCACCCAGAGCAGCCAGAAGAGGCACCUGGUGACGCACAGCAAUAAGAGGCCCUUCAUGUGUCCGUACUGUCACAAGACUUUCAAGACGUCGGUGAACUGCAGGAAGCAUAUGAAGAUACACAAGAAUGAGCUCGCACAGCAGCAGCUGGAGAAGCAGAAGAGUGGCCAGGAGGAGGGGAUCAGGGAGGAGCUGACCCUCGGAGGAGAUCUCGUUGAGUUCCAGGGGAAUAUGAAUGCUGAUUUUGAACAGGCAUUUGCCGGGGGACUGGAGGCCAUUGGGGCGAAGGGGGAGGCUGCUGAUGGAAAUUUGCCACCAGUGUCUCAAACCCUUCACGCCGACGAAACGGGCACAAUCACCCUCCCAAAUUACAUCGGAGAACAAACACUAACAGCAGAGAGCAUUCGUGAGAUCGAGGAGACCCUCAAUCAGCAGCUUUUCAACAUCGGCCUGGCCAAUCUCCACCUGCCCCCUCCCCUCCCCCGCCAGAUAACCGACACCACCGACUCCCCCCAGCCCCCAGUAUUGAACAUAAUCUACGACAGCCAAAAAGUCCUGGACCCCCCUCCCCCCACCAUAAACCCAAGUAUAUUUGGAUCACCUCAUUUCGACACAUUUGACAUGAGUCAAAUAACUCUCCAGGCGGACGCGGAAAUUGACAUGGGCAUAAGUUCAGCAAAUUCCACGAGUAUGGCGAGCAUUCUGCCGAGAUCAGCGCAGGAGGAGCAGAGGAUGAUUCCAGUGUCCUGUGGAGCCAUCGACAAUCAGGGGAAGUCUCAUGGGCAGUUGGUGGUGGUGUCGUCCGUGCCCCAGGGGUCAGAGGCCAUUCCUUCGGUUCCAGCGUGCCCCAAGUACCCGAAAAUCAUCGCAAAAGCUGACACGACUGAUACCAGUGGGCUUUUGAAUCUGGACAACGACUCGACUGUUGAUCAAUCGUGUGCUCUUCCUGGGGCCUUUCAGACUGAUUCAGAGGUCAGUCGUCAGGUGGAGAGAGACCUCUCGACCCUCUUCAAUCCACCGGAGGUGCCAAAGCCUCAGGACUCGCUGCUGCAGUGCCACCUCUGCUUGAAGAAGGCGUUCACUGCGGCUGCACUGAAGACUCAUCUGAAGAGCCAUCGGGGCUCCAGGGAGUUUCAGUGCCCUGAGUGCUCGUUGAAAUUCUGCACCAAUGGGGGAUUGACUCGACAUCUUAAAGUACAUAACAAACAGGAGGCGCACAAGUGUCCCACGUGUCUGGAGACACUCCCCAGUGAGGCGCAGCUGAAAUUACACGUGAAAUGUCAUGAGACGAUCUCGUGGGAUCCAGCGACUGAUAUUGAGCCUGAUAGCUCACAGAAGGAACCCGUCAGUGUUGAUCCCGAUUUGUUGACGUUGAAGUCCAGGACUGAUGCAACUGAUUCGUCAGUAUCUGAGAGAGUCCUGAUGGAUUCAGUGGCCGAGCGCAACACAAUUAGACCCCUGAAUGCCGAAGCCGACAAAGAAAAGAAGGAGUACACGAACAAAUGUGAAUACUGUCCCAAGACAUUUCGAAAGCCCAGCGACUUAAUCCGCCACAUAAGGACUCACACUGGCGAGCGUCCUUACCAAUGCACCCACUGUGACAAGAGUUUCGCAGUCAAAUGCACCCUGGACUGUCACAUGAAGGUGCACGAGGGUACCAAGUCCUUCUGCUGUCACGUCUGCAACAGUCUCUUCGCGACGAAGGGAAGCUUGAAGGUCCACAUGAGAUUGCACACUGGCUCGAAGCCCUUCAAGUGUCCAAUCUGCGACCAGAGGUUCAGGACCUCGGGCCACCGAAAGGUCCACAUGGUCACGCACACCAAGAGCACCGGAGAUAACGGCAGCAGACGAAGGGAGAGACAGAAAAAAAAUCAGAAGCCCGAGGCUCCCCAAGAGCCCGAGGUGAACAGUGUGAAGGUCAAUCCUGGAAACGCCUUGGAGCCAGAUUAUCCGAAUAUCGACACCAUCACCAUUGAUGCCACUGGCAUUGGGGAUCAAUUGACGUUCAACCCUGAUGGAACGAUAGUCAAUAACAAUUCAGUUCUGUCUGUCAAUGAGUCCAACCAACUCGUCGCCAAUCUCCAGUUUUUACUCAGCAGUGGUCUCGUCACCAUUCAGACGGACGAAUCUGCACUGCUGCAGUUGAACGAGGGGAGCAUCAAUCAGGAGGAGAAUUUAAUCCCCCAAGACACGAGUUUAAUCAAUCAGGAGGAGAAUUUAAUCCCCCAAGACACGAGUUUAAUCAAUCAGGAGGAGAAUUUAAUCCCCCAAGACACGAGUUUAAUCAAUCAAGAGGGGAAUUUAAUCAGUCAGGAUGCUAAUUUGAUUGGUGAGAACCUAGAGGUCAAUGAGAAUCUCAUGCUGUCGACGCAGUUGGAGAUUCCUGGGGGUCAGGAGUCCCAGCUGCAACUGGACACCUGCAUGGCUCUGGUGGAGAUGCCGGAGGCGACGAUUGAGGCUUCGGAUCAACGGCCGCAGCCCCCAGUGCAGAAGAGCAAAGGGAAGAGCCCCACGAAGAAGGAGUGUGACGUCUGUGGGAAGACUUUUAUGAAGCCCUGUCAGGUGGCGAGACACAAGAGGAUUCACACUGGGGAGAGGCCCUUCAAGUGCCAGCUGUGCACCAAGUCUUUCGCUCAGAAGGUCACGCUGCAGAUGCACCAGAAGCAUCACACUGGGGACAGGCCCUACUCCUGCCCUCACUGCGAUUAUUCUUUCACGCAGAAGGGCAACCUCCGGACCCACCUCAGGAGGGUGCACCAGCUGGACACCGCCGAGGGGAAGAAACUGAGGAGGGGACAGCAGUUGAGUGCUAAAGUCACGCAGGAUGUCGAUAAUCAGAUGAGUGUCAAUAGGCUGCUGAGUUUGGACGAUAUUUCUCUGGUUGAAUUCCUCAAGUGAAGAGGUCGAAGAUCAAAUCGUUUCAUUUUCUCGUGAAAAUGCCGAAGAAUUGUAUAUAAUGUUUAUGGAUUGCCGAUGAAAAUACUGGGAACAGCUAUUUUUGUGGCUAGUUGAGGCUAGGAGAAAGUGCCAAUAGUAGGUGUAAUCAAUUAAUUUAAUGGAAUUGUGAUAAUGUUUUUUAUACUGCAUUAUGUAUUCGCUUUUGUAAUCGGUGGAAAAAUUUGUGUUCAUAUUUCCAAUUAUUUUGUAAAAAUCAUUGUCCUCUUGUACAAAUAAAUCUUCGAUUCUGCAAUUCGAAAUUGAUGGAAUUGAUUUUUGAUAAUAAUCAACGUAAUUUAUUACUAAUUAAUUACAACUUUUGGGGAGUGCUUGAAGUUGCAGGUUUCAUCGGGGAGGGGACACCCAUCAGGAUGAUUAUCGAAGAACCAACAGGGCUUGACUCUCAAUACAAUUUUCGAUCUUCCUGAUUUUUUUCUUUUGGAAUUUGAGGGAGAGCCUGGAAUUCUGAACUGAACAGAAUCGUUUGUCCACACUCGUUUUUCAGUUGCUUGAGGCUCUCUGGGAAGACUAAUCUCACUGUUUCGUUCAGAUGGCACAUCCUAGAAUGCCAAUAGUAGGGGCAAUCCAUUAAUUUAAUGGAAUUGUGAUAAUGUUUUUUAUACUGCAUUAUGUAUUCGCUUUUGUAAUCGGUGGAAAAAUUUGUGUUCAUAUUUCCAAUUAUUUUGUAAAAAUCAUUGUCCUCUUGUACAAAUAAAUCUUCGAUUCUGCAAUUCGAAAUUGA
Diachasma alloeum is the source of this 6088-nucleotide messenger RNA. Its product is annotated as zinc finger protein 236. The record is from RefSeq and is a predicted model, not a curated record. The transcript has 14 exons. NCBI's taxonomy places the organism in Eukaryota, Metazoa, Arthropoda, Insecta, Hymenoptera, Braconidae. Bases 157 to 5307 code for a protein of 1716 amino acids. Gene Ontology annotation, molecular function: zinc ion binding; nucleic acid binding.